CGGUGGGGGAGCCGGGGGCCGGGGCGUUGAAGUGGGCGGGCAGGACAGUGGUGAAGUCCCAGGUCGUCGCGAUCCGAUCCACAAAGUCCACCAACGCGUCUGGAAUUUUGGAGUAGACGAAGGUUUCGAUCACUGGGGAGACCAGCAGGCGACGCUGAACAAGCUUGAAGGUGGAGAACCGCGUGGGCCCGAGGAAGAGGAUCUGGAGGGCCAUGCGCGCCCAGCCUUUGCGCCGGUUCGCCGGGGUGUCAGGGGGAAGCGGGGCGCCGGGGGGGACCGCGUCCGGGUCAUCCCAGGAGGCUUUGAGGA
Molecule: messenger RNA, 309 nt
Organism: Nannochloropsis gaditana CCMP526
Exons: 1
Source: RefSeq, a predicted model, not a curated record